AGGACCUGCCAUUUCAAGCAACUCAAUUUGUUUACGCGUGGCCACCGCCUCGUGUCCGCCUCGCGUUGUUCCGACUUUCAUGAGCAGAGAACUCUCGUCCUCGUUCGAGCACACUCGUCUCCGCUUCCUAAGCUUGGCAGUCACUGAUGUGGAGAAGAGUGAAUAGGACAGCGUGGGAAACUACGUCAGUGGUGUGGGAGGAGAGGUUUCGGCUGGGCGAACGCGUGGUUUGUGCAUCCACGCAAGGAGCGGUGCUCGGGGUCUGGACAGCCAGUGUCCGGGGUCCUGGCAACUGUGGCCAGGCUCCUGAUUCGCUGGCUGACGAUCCAGGGCUUCCGAGCGCGUUUAGGCCGAAACUCUCGAGCGUACAGCGGCUGCGUAGCUGCCUGACGAGGGAGGCACGACUACACCACCACUACAUGCUGAGAAAACAAGGAGUUGGGAGGGUGGGUAAAGAAUGCACUACACAGCAUUGGUAGCGAAUAUCGUGGCGAUGAGGAAGAGGCGUAGCGCGCGUACGUCAGUGCUCGUUUCUCGCGCUUGGACUGAACUUCACCGUGGCUGGCUCGAAGAAGUACCCCACUGUAAUGACACCCACCGGCUCUGGCUCACAAUGUCAUCGAGGCCACUGUC
Laetiporus sulphureus 93-53 is the source of this 633-nucleotide messenger RNA. RefSeq lists its product as uncharacterized. The transcript has 2 exons. Bases 147 to 479 code for a protein of 110 amino acids. NCBI's taxonomy places the organism in Eukaryota, Fungi, Basidiomycota, Agaricomycetes, Polyporales, Laetiporaceae. The record is from RefSeq and is a predicted model, not a curated record.